Molecule: messenger RNA, 663 nt
Organism: Leptonychotes weddellii (Weddell seal)
Lineage: Eukaryota; Metazoa; Chordata; Mammalia; Carnivora; Phocidae
Source: RefSeq, a predicted model, not a curated record
AUGGCUUUCGUCUUUAGAGUAGCAAUGCAAUUCGUUGGACUUUUAUUAUCUUUGCUGGGAUGGGUUUUGUCCAUGAUCACAACUUAUUUGCCACAGUGGAAAAACCUCAAUCUGGACUUAAACGAAAUGGAGAACUGGACCAUGGGGCUCUGGCAGGCCUGUGUGAUCCAAGAGGAAGUGGGGAGGCAGUGCAAGGACUUCGAUUCCUUCCUGGCUUUGCCCGCCGAACUCAGGAUCUCCAGGAUUCUCAUGUUCCUGUCCAACGGGCUGGGGCUCCUGGGCCUGCUGCUCUCCGGGUCUGGCCUGGACUGCCUGAGGAUUGGAGAGACGCGGCGGGGCCGCAAGAAGGGGCUGCUGAUCCUGGGAGGGAUUCUGUUCUGGUCAGCAGGCAUCUCGGCCCUGGCUCCGGUGUCCUGGGUCGCCUACAAGACGGUCCAGGAGUUCUGGGAUGAGACUGUGCCAGAGAUCGUGCCCAGGUGGGAGUUUGGGGAAGCCCUCUUCCUGGGCUGGUUUGCCGGGUUUUUCCUCCUCGUGGGAGGGUGCCUGCUGAACUGUGCAGCCUGCUCCCCCCGGGCUGCCCCAGCUUCGGGCCACCAUGCAGUGGCAGAAACGCUAACUCAGGGGCCGUACCUGGAAAAUGGAACCAAAGACCAGAGAAUGUAA